UCCAGCUGUGCGCGCAGUAGGGCAGGAGGUGGUGGUGGUACCCCGGCCUGGCGCGGGCCGUCGCCAUGGCAGCGCAGGCCACGUGGUGAGGGGCCCACCCCCCGCUGGUCGCUCUGGCUUCUCACAGCCUCAGAUUGGGAUCGCGAGACCCCGCCCGCCUGGGCGACUUCCUAGAGCCGAGCGCCGGGCUGGGCAGGGCCCCAGCUCCCAGACCUUUCGGGCCUCACCAGCCCGGCGAGCGCCCUGCACGGCCCGCCAGGCAAUGAUGAAGGUUCUUUUGCUGAAGGACGCUAAGGAUGACGGUGGCCAGGAUCCCUACAUCAGGGAGUUAGGAUUGCACGGACUCGAAGCCACUUUGAUCCCUGUUUUGUCAUUUGAGUUCCUGUCUCUUCCCACUUUCUCGGAGAAGCUGUCGCGUCCGGAAGGCUACGGAGGGCUCAUCCUCACCAGCCCCAGGGCAGUGGAAGCGAUGGAGCUGAGCCUGGAGCGGCACGGGAAGAGCGAAGCCUGGAAAAAGUCUCUGCGAGAAAAAUGGAACGCGAAGCCAGUGUACGUGGUUGGAAACGCCACGGCUUCUCUAGUGAAUAAGCUGGGCCUGGCGGCCGAAGGGGAAAGCAGUGGGAACGCGGAAAAGCUGGCGGAGUGGAUCUGUGCCCGGGAGCCGCCGGCACUGCCCCUGCUGUUUCCCUGUGGAGCCCUCAAGGGCGAAGUCCUGCCGCAGAUGCUCAAGGACAAAGGGAUCCCCAUGGAAAGCAUCGUCGUCUAUCAGAAGGUCCCCCACCCGGGAAUCCAAAGGAACCUGCACAGCUACUACUCCGAGCAGGGCGUCCCAGCCAGCAUCACGUUCUUCAGCCCCUCUGGCCUGACGCACAGCCUCCAGCACAUCCAGCAGCUGUCCGGCAGCGGCUUCCAUCAGAUCAAGUUCGCAGCCAUCGGCCCCACCACCGCGCGCGCCCUGGCCGCCCAGGGCCUGCCCGUGAGCUGCACAGCCGAGCGCCCCACGCCACAAGCCCUGGCCGCCGGCAUCCGGACGGCCCUCCAGCCUCACAGCUGCUGAGGCGGCCCCUCCCCCCGCCCCGGGCCUUCCCGUGGGCCCAGGACAACAGGGCUGCCUGCCGGGGGGAGGCACCCACCCUCCAGCGCCCGCCUCAUG
Eptesicus fuscus (big brown bat) is the source of this 1153-nucleotide messenger RNA. It is a transcript of the gene UROS, whose product is annotated as uroporphyrinogen III synthase. Gene Ontology annotation, molecular function: uroporphyrinogen-III synthase activity. The transcript has 10 exons. The coding region runs from base 263 to 1057 and encodes 264 amino acids. Gene Ontology annotation, biological process: uroporphyrinogen III biosynthetic process. The record is from RefSeq and is a predicted model, not a curated record. NCBI's taxonomy places the organism in Eukaryota, Metazoa, Chordata, Mammalia, Chiroptera, Vespertilionidae.